UGAAAAUCGCGAAAUCCUGUUGUGUUGUACUUUUAUGCUACCUCAGUUCAGUAUAUUAUAUUACAAUCUGUGAUUACGAAUCGUCACGACCGCAGUGAAAAAUAUUUUGAGAAUAGCUAAAACAAACUAUUCGUUUAAUAUUUAGUGCAGUGUUGGUUGUUGAAGUGUUUAUAUUCGUUUCGUGGUGAAAUAUAUUCAAAUCUCAUACGGUCUUUACAAUAAAAAGAAAAUCGAUGAGAUUGUGUGUCGUUCAUUAGAUGAGACAAUAUGUGGAGUGUUGAUUACGAAUGACGUCUGAUUGGAAACAAAAGGCCAACGUAGUUAGAAUACAUUUAUAAAAAUCCAUAACCAGUAUGGGUUCAACGGAGACGAUCAACGUGACUGCGCAGCCUAUCGCUGCUGCGGUGCACGAGAUGUUCAAGCCGCUGCAGCAGCCGGUCUUCCUGCAGACCACCUCUGCGAAGGUCAUUACUGGCAUCUGCGUGUGGACUGCGCUAUUCAUCACUUGCCAACAGAUUUACCAACACUUGCGCUGGUACACGAACCCGUCGGAGCAGCGUUGGAUCGUGCGUAUUCUGUUCAUCGUACCGAUUUAUGGCUGCUAUAGCUGGAUCUCGCUGCUAUUCUUCAACGGAGACUCUUAUUAUGUCUACUUCUUUACUGUCCGAGAUUGCUAUGAAGCAUUCGUGAUCUACAGUUUCCUAUCACUGUGUUACGAGUACUUGGGUGGUGAGGGGAACAUAAUGUCGGAGUUGCGCGGGCGACCGGUCCGUGCUUCGUGUGUCAACGGAACUUGCUGUCUUAGCGGAGCAACAUACACCAUCGGCUUCUUACGUUUCUGCAAACAAGCCACACUGCAGUUCUGUCUCAUAAAGCCGCUUUGCGCAUUCAUCAUUAUAUUCUUACAGUCAGCGGGACACUACCACGACGGUGACUGGAGCCCCAACGGCGGUUAUUUGUACAUUACGAUCGUGUACAACUUCUCUGUCAGUCUCGCGCUGUACGGCCUCUUCCUCUUCCUCGGCGCCACCAGGGAGAUGCUCAAGCCCUUCGAUCCUGUACUCAAGUUCUUCACCGUCAAGUCCGUCAUCUUUUUGUCCUUCUGGCAAGGCGUGGCCCUGGCUAUCCUGGAGAAGGCGGAGGUGAUCUCCCCGCUGGUGGACGCGAGCGGCGUGCCGACGACUGCGGGUACGGUGUCUGCGGGCUACCAGAACUUCCUCAUCUGCAUCGAGAUGUUGGCCGCGGCGGUGGCGCUGCGCUACGCCUUCCCCGCCGCCGUCUACGCCCCGCACCGCGACCCGCACCGCUCCGUCACCAUGCAGUCCAUAUCCUCCAGCCUCAAGGAGACAAUGAACCCGAAGGACAUUAUGACAGACGCUUUCCAUAAUUUCCACCCGCAAUACCAGCAGUACACGCAAUACAGUUCUGUGAUGCGCAGCGCGGGUGUAGGCAAGCGAUCCGGGGAGGAGGGCGCGGCGCUGGCGCCCCGCCCGCCGCAGCGCGUCGCCACCAUCAGCCAUGCCAACCACGAGAAGACUACACUCCUCAGCUCCGACGACGAGUUCCAGUGAACACACGGUUUAAGACUAUAUUAAUCGUUUAAUGCUGACCUAAACAGUCGCUUAGUGUGGAUUUCUCUUACUAAAUCUACUCUAAGCGGCUAAAAGAUCUAACUUAAAAUCGAUUUGGAAAAUAUCGAUAAAAAUCUGUCAAAGAAUUUCAAAUUGCCCCGAAUAGAUAUAUGUUAAUUAACGAGAUAUAUUAACUUUAUUUAUUUCAAUUAACGCUACACCAGUCUAAUCGAAAUUAUCACUAAAUUAAACAAAGUUCUUUUUUCAAUGUUGUUUGACAGCUGUCAAAUUGUAGUAACUGACAGUUGUCAAAAGGGCUUAUUGUUUAUGCAGUCUGGAUAACUAUAACUAACAGCGACUUAAAGAUUGUCUAAAAUUUAAUACAAAUGAUUUUUUUAAUCCUUUUGUGACAUUUAUAAUGAAGACGAAUUAAUGGAAAUCGUUCGAAAUCUACAAUUGAGCAAAAAACAAUUCAUAAACGUUAAAAGUGCAAAACCAUAUGCCUCUAAAUUAUAAUAGGAUUUGGAUUCUAAUAAUGAUUUAACUGUAUAAAAAUAUAUACAGCUAUUUAAUAUAUAGAAUAUUAGUUGUGAAAAAUAUAAUAUAUGUAGUCCGACAUCAUGUACAUUAAAAUAAUAUUAGCAAAUUUAGUUACUCGAAUUCUGACGUCACAAAUCUUUCUAUAGAAUAUAUUUUUGAAUAAAAUAUUAAUAUUCCCACAAUGGUACUGAAUAUUUGAGAGUAAUUUUAGGAUGUUUUAGAGAUACUAAAGCCGAAAUUAAAACCACUUUUACCGAAGUUGCUAUAAUUAUAAAUGUGGUCACUGCCUUAAAAUGUUCAAUUUGAUAUGUAUUUAAAACACAUUACAAGUUCACCAGAUUUGCCUGCGUUAAUGCGAUAUCAUAUAAUAAAGUUUAUUGCUCAUUAAAUCCUACGGCUGCCCGUUGUCGGUUGUUGCGGCAAAGCCCUGCCUGGGACUAUUGGGAGAUAAGAUAACCUUUGAACUACAUUCUACGAUGGACCACAUUAACGCUUCUUUUAAUAAUGAUUAGAUGUUUAUAUUAUUAAAGCAUUAUUAAGCUUGAUUUUAAUAAAAAAGCACCGCUUCGCCGUCCAAUUUAUUAAUCUUGGCAGAAAUAUGACAAAAUUAUUUAGGUUUUUGACAUCCGAUCGCUUUGUACACUUACAAAAUAGAGCAUAAAAUUUAUAGAUUAUAAAACUUUGAAAAGAAAAUUUUUGGUAAAUACAAUUUU
Papilio xuthus (Asian swallowtail) is the source of this 2824-nucleotide messenger RNA. It is a transcript of the gene Tmep, whose product is annotated as Transmembrane endosomal protein. The record is from RefSeq and is a predicted model, not a curated record. The coding region runs from base 354 to 1571 and encodes 405 amino acids. NCBI's taxonomy places the organism in Eukaryota, Metazoa, Arthropoda, Insecta, Lepidoptera, Papilionidae. The transcript has 8 exons.